Gilbertella persicaria is the source of this 2584-nucleotide messenger RNA. RefSeq lists its product as uncharacterized. The record is from RefSeq and is a predicted model, not a curated record. Gene Ontology annotation, molecular function: metal ion binding; ubiquitin protein ligase activity. The transcript has 9 exons. The coding region runs from base 100 to 2556 and encodes 818 amino acids. Gene Ontology annotation, cellular component: nucleus; HULC complex. NCBI's taxonomy places the organism in Eukaryota, Fungi, Mucoromycota, Mucoromycetes, Mucorales, Choanephoraceae.
UUUUUUUUUUUUUUUUUUAUAUAUAUAUAACUGUCCAUUAUUUUUUUUUCCGCUUUUUUUCUCUCUCUCGUUUUAAAGAUAUAUAUAUAUAUAUAUACUAUGCCCAUGCAACCUGAAAAGAGACAUUUAAAAGAAGAAUCAGGCGAUAGUUCUUCUGUAACUACACCACCUGUCUCUAGACCUCCUUUAAAGAAACGAUUUACAGGAUCUUAUCAUAUCCAACCUGUGACGCCUACUGAACCUAAUGUGGAACCCAUUCCAGCAACACCAUCACCACCAGUACCAGUACCUUCUAUUAUCUCUGACAAUGUGGAUUAUACAAAAACUGAAUUGUUACAACAUAUGCGUACAGAAAAGGAUAAACUACAUCAUGAUGAGAAACAAUUAGAAAAAACACAUGAGAGAUACAUUGAUCGAGAAAUACAGCAAAGUUUGCUACGUAUCGACUGGAGUUUGAUUCAAUCCGAAAUUACUUUUAUGGCCAAACUCUUGGUGGCUGUUGAUACACCACCACCACCAGCCAUUCCUGUUCGUAAAAUGACACUGGAUCAACAAAAAGAAUGGAACGACACCAACCAAAUGGCCAUAAAACAACUCUGCACAAAAGUAUGGACUCGUCUUCAGACAUGGACUCAACAACUCGAGCUGAUGGAACACAAUUUCCGUGCACAAGACGACACGAUGCUUCAACAAGUGAUUGUAUCGGACUGGCUGAAAGAUGAAAUCAAAGAGUUGGGUGUUGCUUAUAAACGAGGUCAACAUGUCAUGAUGGAUCUUCAGAAACACUUGAACAGCCUACUUGAUCAAACAGAUGUCGUCAAAGGCAAUGUACAGAUGGUCAAAACCGAAUUAGAUGCAUCUGUUGAACGAUUGGAACACGGUCUUCAUGAACUCCAUGCCGUAUGGAAACGACACGACAGGGCCAAGAGUAAAGUGGUGGCUGCUUUACGGUUUGGUGGGUUAGGGGACAUGGCGCACGAACCCACGUUAACAGAAGCCAACCAAGUCGCACCAAAAGAAGAAGAGACACAAGCAGUUCAAGAUCAACCCCCAGAACAUCCAUUGGAAGAACAAAAACUGAUCUUGUCACUCAGAGAAAAAGAAUUCGACACACUGAAACGAGAACGACAGAUUUUGUUGCGAGAAGAAGAGCGUCUGUUGAAUUUGUUUACGAUGGGAGAAGAUCGUCUUGCUGAAACAGAGUAUGUCAAGACACUCAAACUCAAUAUUGAACAUUACCGAGAUCGCUGUUUUCAUCUGGAUCAGCGUCGUGUGGAGAUGGAACGAGAGACAGACAAGAUCACGUCUGCACGUCAACAAUUAGUGGAACAAGUCAAGUCUGAGAAAGUGGCUCAAGGCAUAGCCAUGGAAGCAGAGAUGCGCCGAUUAGAGAAUGAUUUGACUCGUAUCCGAGGCCAACGUGAUCAUUUUCAAUUGUUGGUGGAUGAACAGAAAUCAAAAGAGACAAGAGAGAAAGAAAUGCAAGACAAGAUCGUGUCGUUUGCGAAUCAAGGUAAAAUGCGUGUAGCCGCUCUUUUGUCUCGCAUUGAGAAAUUGAAGGCAGAGCAAGAAGUGGCUGGACCAUUUGCCAAAGAAGCCAACACAUUUAAUCAACUAAAAGAAAACUUGAGUCAUAUGCGUGUCUUAUUGUCUAGUCUAGAGAUGAUUGAAAAGAAAGAAUCGUGUGGUGAUGUAUCUACCAAUCGAGAGGGUUUUAUGCGUUGGAAGACGCAUCCUUUGAUCGAGACAUUUGAUGCACUAUGGAUGGAAUCACAGCAGUCUUCAUUGAUGAUUGAAUUCCUUGAAAAGAACGAGAGUCAUUUACUAGAAGAAAUUGACCGAGUAGCCAGUAUUUACAACAAAUUAGAAGAACAACAACAAAAGAAACUAUAUGAUAUUGCACAUAAACGAGAACAAGCUUCUAAACUACAAGCAGAGAAACUAAAAUAUGCUCAAACAUUCCACCAAUUGAUGAAUGAUAAAGAAAAGCUCAUCAUGACAGUCACUAAACUAAGAUCAACAAAAGAUGCUCGUCAAGAAGUGAUUAAACAACUAGAAGAGAAAGAAAAGACACUUGAACGUCAAAGCGAAAAAGAAGAAAAGAUUUGUAAAUUAAAACGAACCAUAGAAGAAGACAAGACAGACUUAGAAGACAUUAAUCAUUUAUGUGAAGAUUACCGUAUUUCUAUUGAACAUAAUGAACUCAUGUUGAAUGAAUUACAAAAAAUGCUAAAAGAAAAGACAAAAGCAUUUGAAGAUGAAAAGCAACUUCAGACACAGGCAGAAGAAACCUAUGAAAAACUAAAGAAGAAAUGGGACAAGAUUGCACAAGGCGACAAUCCAGCAGAACAACAAUUGAUUGACGAAUGUGAAGAAUUAAGAGCAUUAUUAAAAUGCAGUACUUGUCGUCAAAGGUUCAGAACACAUAUUCUAACACGAUGCAUGCAUACAUUCUGUAAACAUUGUAUUGAUGCAAGACUAGAGACAAGACAGAGAAGAUGCCCUACCUGUAGUGAACCCUUUGGUGCAAAUGAUGUUAAAAACUUUUACCUGUAAUAAACCUAUAUAUUUAUAUUUAUUUUUC